AUGUAUCCCAUAAAAAAGAGGCCAGAUAUCUACUGUUGGCCCCAGCAUAUUCACAACACAUGGCUGCUUCCAUUCUCUUGCGUGUUCCAUCUGAUCUGUGUCAUCCUCACGAAAGCCGACUGCCUUCUUCCACAGUGCUUGAUCACUAACACCAGCAGGGGCUUCCAUCGAGUCACCAGUUGUAUUAUGGAAUCAGUCUCAGAGGCAACAAUGAGGCGCUUCAAACACACCCUGUCUGUGUCACUUCUGCUUAUACUCAUAUUUACCGCCAACGCUGUUCGCGGUUGUAUCGCCUGCGCGGAUUUUAGUCCCUCAGAACGCUACGGAAUGUUUUUAAGCAUUAUUUUGUACCUCAUGCAACUUACAGUAUUAUUUCCACUUCCAUUUUUUAUCUUUAAUUUCCUUGGCGUUGUUUUACUGAACGUCUUCCUACAGCGUCCUAAACUACAAAGGUCACCUUUGCUGGGACCUUUCAUAUCCUUCCGCGUGGUAACCAGGGGACUUUUUCCAGAGUUAGUCAAUGAGAAUGUUCGGCAAAAUUUACAAAUAUGUGAACAGAUAGGGUUACAUAGUUACAUAUUCGAGGUCGUAACCGACAUUCCACUUAAUCUACAAGCUGGCAACCGAUGUCGAGAGAUUGUUGUGCCGCCUUUCUACCAGACGCCCAGUGGUUCACUUUUCAAAGCUAGGGCACUCCAAUACGCCCUUGAACCCGAGGUCAACAUCCUUGGCCCUGGAGAUUGGAUUGUACAUCUGGAUGAGGAGACUGUACUAACCGAAGAGGCUGUUAUAGGAAUCGUUAACUUUACCGGAUCCGGUGAGUAUUCAUUUGGACAAGGCGUCAUCACUUACGGAAAGGGAAAAGUGGUCAACUGGAUAACAACGCUAGCGGAUUCCAUCAGGGUGGGCAUUGAUUACGGAUGUCUUCGGUUCAGUCUUGGCGUUUUACACAAACCUGUGUUUAGUUGGAAAGGUUCAUUCAUUGUUGCAGACGCAGAAGCAGAAAUGAACACCUCUUUCGAUCACGGACCCGACGCUUCGUAUGCUGAAGAUUGCUACUUUGCCUGCAUAGCAUUCAGCAAAGGCUACAAGUUUGGCUUUAUUGAAGGAGACAUGUUGGAAAAGAGUACGUUCACUGUGAAAGAUUUUAUCCAACAGCGUCGGCGCUGGAUGCAUGGCAUUCUGUUAACAGCCCUCAGCAAGAAAAUCCCGCUCCGAUACAAAGUGGGUCCGAUCCUAAUGAGCUUCUCAGGCUGUGCCAUGCCGCUAAACAUGCUCCUGUUUCCACUGGGCAUGAUCUGGCCAAUGCCGAUGUCUCCAUUCAUCGCUGCAGUUUACAGCUUCAUCAUCGGCACCAUCAUCUAUCUCUUCAUCCUGGGAACCUUGCAGACAUUUUGCGUCCAGCAGCAUGGCGUUGUCAAAUGUUGCCUUCUGACUGUGGCCACAAUCUUGUGUGGACUUAUAGCAUGCGUUCUAGAGAAUAUUGCAUCCAUCCUGGUGUUUUGGACUCCACGAGUUUCCAUAAAGACCUUCUACGUGGUGAACAAGGAAGUCCAAAGUGAAUAUGUAAAAGUUGUAUGA
Molecule: messenger RNA, 1581 nt
Organism: Candidula unifasciata
Lineage: Eukaryota; Metazoa; Mollusca; Gastropoda; Stylommatophora; Geomitridae
Source: the annotation of a GenBank genome assembly